Cicer arietinum (chickpea) is the source of this 984-nucleotide messenger RNA. The record is from RefSeq and is a predicted model, not a curated record. Lineage: Eukaryota; Viridiplantae; Streptophyta; Magnoliopsida; Fabales; Fabaceae.
CUUUCUAUAUCCAUAUAAAAGAAAAUCAUACAUCUAAUCUAUUCUUCAAUAUAUCCAAAGAGAAAUAUGAAAACAUUUCUCUUAGCAUUUUCCAUCAUUUGUUUUGUCUUCAUUUGCAAAACUAUUGCAGCACCUCAACCAGUACUUGACAUCUCAGGUAAAAAAGUGACAACAGGUGUAAAAUACUACAUUUUACCUGUCAUAGUAGGUAAUGGUGGUGGUUUAACAGUUACAAGCAUUGCUGACAACAACAACAAUACAUGUCCCCUUUAUGUUGUUCAAGAGAAACAAGAAGUACAAAAUGGUCAACCAGUUACUUUCACACCUUAUAAUGCUACUAAAGGUGUGAUUCUAACUUCAACUGAUCUAAACAUCAAAUCCUCUUUCACAAAAAAAACUACAUGUGCUCAACCACCUGUUUGGAAGCUUCUUAAAGUUUUGUCAGGGGUGUGGUUCUUGAGUACUGGGGGUGUUGAAGGUAAUCCAGGUUUUCAAACUAUUGGCAAUUGGUAUAAGAUUGAGAAAGCUGGUAAAGAUUAUGUGCUUUCUUUCUGUCCUUCAGUUUGUAACUGUCAUACUUUGUGUAGGGAGCUUGGGUUAUAUACUGAUGAUAAAGGGAUUAAGCACUUAGCUCUUAGUGAUCAAGUUCCAUCAUUUAGGGUUGUGUUUCAAAGGGCUUAAUUUCUAAGUGAAACAAUACUAAAAAUGAAUAAAACUAGUCAAAGUUGAACUUGGUCUUUCUUUUGGGAAAGACGUCAAUAUCAUAAUUAUUGUGCAUUUAUGCACAUCAUAUGAUUUUGUUGAACUGUAUGUACACCAUUUUGGUGCACCUUUUGUGAAGGAAUGCAGUCACUAGUAAGAGUUUAGUAUUGUAAUCUCAAUUGAAGAAGCUUAAAUCUUCUCAGAUGCAAAAUGGCUAUUAGUAUCACUUCGAUAAAUAAUAAUUUCCCUAAAAAAUGUGUUCAUUGAUAAGUGAUCAUCUCC